AUGAGCGAAUGGAAAGACGAACUUAACAACGAGUCUGAUGACUUGAAAGAUUUGGAACCUGUUACUGACUCAAAGCCCUCUGCCACAACAGAGGAAGCCAAUGAGACUACUGAAGAUUCCACUGAAGUUGAUAAGGAAUUGGAGGCUAUGAAGCAAAGAGUGAAAGACAUGGAAGCCGAGGCUGCCAAGUUGAGAGACAUGCAAGCCGAAGUCGAGCAACAACUUGCACCCGAAGAAGAUAAAGAAGCUGUCGAUGCUCGUUCAGUCUACGUUGGAAAUGUUGAUUAUGGAGCCUCUCCUGAAGAACUCCAAGCUCAUUUCCAAUCUUGCGGAACCAUCAACAGAGUUACAAUUCUCUGCGAUAAAUUCACUGGCCAUCCCAAGGGUUUUGCAUAUGUCGAGUUUGCUGAACCUAGCUUCGUCAAUGCUGCUGUCGCACUUAAUGAGAGUCUAUUCCGUUCUCGUUUGUUAAGUGUGAAGCCCAAGCGUACAAAUGUCCCUGGAUUCUCUGCUCGUGGAAGAGGUCGUGGCCGUGGAGGAUACCGUGGUGGCAUGGGUGGACCACCUGGCUAUUAUGGACACUCACCCAUGUAUGGUUAUCGUGGUAGAGGCCGUGGAAGAGGUGGUUACUAUUCACCAUACUAG
This is a messenger RNA of Mucor velutinosus, 645 nucleotides long. RefSeq lists its product as uncharacterized. The record is from RefSeq and is a predicted model, not a curated record. Gene Ontology annotation, molecular function: poly(A) binding. Bases 1 to 645 code for a protein of 214 amino acids. The transcript is spliced from 6 exons. Gene Ontology annotation, cellular component: cytoplasm. NCBI's taxonomy places the organism in Eukaryota, Fungi, Mucoromycota, Mucoromycetes, Mucorales, Mucoraceae.